AAGAGAAAGAGAGAGAGAGAGAGAGUGAGAGAGAGUGAGAGAGAGAGAGAGUGAGAGAGCUUUCAAUGAUCUAUCUAUAUUAUCAACGAAUUGAGAAAGUAUCCAUAGGAAAAGUCUCUUCUAGUGUAUUUUGUGAAAGCUGUGUUAAGAAAUAAAAUUUCUUGGUUUCAAUGAAAUCUCUGUGAGUGAUUCGAGAAAGAUGGAAUCAUGCAUCCAUUGAAUACCUAAUGAAAAAACAAAUAUAAGAGAUCAAACGUUAUUUAAAGCGAUGGCUACAUUCGCAAAGAUCUCGAUUCUAAGACUGAGCAUCGUGAUCUUCCUACUCUGCGACUAUGCUACGAGUCUGAUUAUACCGGAAGAACUUCCUACGAUACUUUCGCUAAUUUAUUCGAACAUACCGCCAAUAAAAAAAGGAACGGACUCAAGACUUGGCAUUGGUUUUCGGCUCGGCGAACAUGCUGAUUUUCAAAUUCUCUUGGAAUUAGGACCUCAAACUGAUACCAAUCCAAUUGGUACCAACGAAUCCAAAAAAAGAAGAGACGCGAUGUACAUGGCUGCGAUGAAGGGAGAAUUAGGCCCUUUGGCACAAGCUAUAGCAAAAUAUCAAACUGAACGUAGGAUAUAUGAGGAAUUGGAAAAGCUCAAGAAGCUCGAGGAGAAAAUGAAGAAUGUUGAAGUUCAGAAUGCGGAAAAUAAUAAAAAUAAUACUUCCAGCGAUUGGUUGGUAAACUGGAGUAAGGAAAUGUCAAAGUCCUCUGUGACUCAAGUGCCAUUAAAACAAGUUUCCAACGAGGAAAUUUCUUUAAAUACCAGCAGUAGUAAUCAGAAAACCCAGUCUGCUGUGAGCAAGGAGAAACUAGAAGAACUAAAAAAAUUAUAUAAAUCAGUGACAGUUGAUAAUAAAACUUAAAUUUGUAUAUAAGACAAUGCUUACGCGCGAUAUGAUGUCAUUUCCCGCAAUAUGUACUGUAAUAGAGACAAAAAAACAAAAAACAAAUUUCAUAUAAUAAUUUACACGUAACGUUUAUUAUAUUUAUUAAUUAAACAUCUUUUAUACAAGCAACAGAAUUAAUAUUAAAUCUGUAACACAGCUUAGGCAAAGAGAAUUUUUGUCGAGAAGGUAUUUUCAUGCGGUAUUAUUUCUCUUUUUCUAAAUAUAUAUGUAUGCGUGUGUGUGUGUGUGUGUGUGUGUGUGUAUGUAUGUAUAUCGUGAAUAUUUUGUAUUACAUAUAUUUCUUUUAAUCAAAGCUAUGCUAAGCUUUCUAUGUGAGAUAAAUGUGAUAUUAAUAUCAUCUGAAGAAAAAGUGUAAUGGUUUGAUGAAAAUGACCUGAAUACAAAUAGUUACAAAUACAUACGUUUUCUGAUUACUGCAAACAUGAAUCCAGGAAAGAGAGACACAAAACACCUGCGUACAAUAUUUUAGUAAAUAACAAAAUUAUAAUAAACUUUUCAAUUAUAGUAAACAAUCUUAUAAAAUUAUAUGUCUGCAUUAAGCGAAUAACAAUUUUCAAUAUAUUGUUCAAUAUACAUUCCUAUACUUUUACAAUAAAAUUAGUUAUCUCUGGUUUAUAGUUC
Messenger RNA from Vespa velutina, 1576 nucleotides. RefSeq lists its product as uncharacterized. The record is from RefSeq and is a predicted model, not a curated record. The transcript has 6 exons. NCBI's taxonomy places the organism in Eukaryota, Metazoa, Arthropoda, Insecta, Hymenoptera, Vespidae. The coding region runs from base 269 to 910 and encodes 213 amino acids.